Malus domestica (apple) is the source of this 1230-nucleotide messenger RNA. RefSeq lists its product as uncharacterized. Lineage: Eukaryota; Viridiplantae; Streptophyta; Magnoliopsida; Rosales; Rosaceae. The record is from RefSeq and is a predicted model, not a curated record.
AUGGACAAAAGUUGGGCCACUUUGAAUCCGUUUACAGAGGAUUACAGAACAGGGCUAGCAAAAUUUAUCUCAAACUCAUUCCAAGUUUCUUCUCAUGAUGACAACAUCAAAUGUUCAUGUGCUAAAUACUUGAAUAGGUUAUGGUUGAGUAACAAUGAAGUUGAAGCACAUCUAACUGUUGAAGGUAUGGACCGUUCAUACUUGGAAGGCUCAUGGGUAUUGCAUGGGGAGACAUUUGGUAACCCUCUUCCAAAUAGCCAAGAUGCACAACAAAUUGCUAUUGUUAAUAUUCCUCAUUGUGAACUAGGCCCCUCGCUUGAAGAUAUUUUCUCGGGUCCCAGUGUAAUGGGUGGCAGGCCUAUUAGUAAUCACAGUGGUCAAGAAGCUCUAAUACCUACAUAUGCAUGUAAGUUUGAAGUGAUGGUGCAAGACGCCAACAUGAAAUUAUAUCCGGGUUGUGGUAUGAAGAAAAUGGAUUUCCUAAUACGAGUAUUUCAAAACAAGUGCUUAUAUGGGUGCAGUGAAAGUGCAGUGCAAGCUAAUCUUCAGCUUUUGAAACAUAUACUCCCAAAUGGUCAUUCUUUACCGAAGGUGAAAAGUAAAAAGGGAUUGCUGAAAAAUUUCAUGUUGCCUCACCAAAAGAUCCAUGCAUGUGAAAAUGAUUGCAUGCUGUAUUGGAAACAUAACAGUGGUUUAAAUGUUUGUCAUACGUGUGGUGUGUCCAAAUAUACAACCGAGGUAGAUGACACAGUGCGAAACAGUAAAAAGAGAAUACCUCGGAAGGUGUUAACAUAUUUUCCUAUUACACCUCGCUUGCAAAGGCUUUACAUGUCUCGUCACACUAGUAAAGACAUGUGUCGGCUUGGUUUUUCUCGCCCCGAGGAUGGCUUCUUAAGACAUCCAGCUGAUUCCUUUGCAUGGAAGCAAUUAGAUAUGAAAUUUCCAACAUUUGGUGGCAAAAUACGCAAUGUACGUCUUGGGUUGGCAAGUGAUGGAUUCAACCCUUUUGGAAAAUGUAGCACCGACUAUAGCACCUGGCCAAUAUUGUUGACUAUAUACAAUUUACCACCUUGGUGGUGUAUGAAAUCACCGUUCAUAUUGAUGGCUUUGUUAAUACCGGGAAAAGAAUCUCCAGGAAAUGAUAAUGAUAUAUACCUUGAACCAUUAAUAGACGAGCUGAAGGUAUUGUGGACCUCAGGGGUUCCCACUUAUGAUACGUUUAGGCAAUAG